GGAACAUUACGCAUUUUUGUCUUUUUUAUUUUUCUCGCUUCAAUCUUGUCUCUUUCAAUUCGCAAUUUUUUCCACCUUUUUUCCUAUUUUUAUUAUUGCCCUCCAUUUCCUCGCUUCGCAUCCUACACAAUAAAAUGCUGAAGAAGCUCGUGGUCCUCUUCGCCCUGCUGGCCUUAGCCAAUGCCGUGACUCUGCGCAAGUGGAUUGCCUCGCACGAAAAGAGCUGCUACUACGCAUUUGCCGACGCUCCCGGAAAGAAGAUUUCCUUCUACUUUGCUGUUCACAGUGGCGGCAACUUUGACAUUGAUUUUGAGGUUGAGGGCCCCAACAACCGCCAGCUAUUCAAGGGUGAUGCCGAGCGCCAAGGCGACUUUGUCUUCACAGCCACUCAGCCCGGAGAAUACUCCUUUUGCUUCAAAAACGGACUCGCCUCGUACGUCGACAAGCUUGUUGAGUUUGACAUCACUGUGGAGAACGAGGCCCGUGCUGACGACAUCACCAAGCGGUCUAAGCGCGACGAGGUCAUGAACAGCGUCGUCACUAUUGCUAGCGACUUGGGUCAGAUCACCAAGUUUAUGAAGUAUUUCCGCUCGAGGGAGAACCGUAACUUUGCCACUGUUUCGUCUACGGAGUCUAGGGUUUGGUGGUUCUCGGCUUUGCAGAGCUUGAGUGUGGUUUUGGUUGCUGUCAUCCAGGUGUACGCUAUCAGGACUCUGUUCACCGCCAAGAGGACUCGUCUGUGAGUCAUUUUUUCCUUUUUGUCCUUGCUUAUUUUUCUGGCUUUUCAUUAAUUGCAAGUUACGCUAGGAAGCAAAAAAUAUAUAUAAUUGAAAUAUAA
Messenger RNA from Kickxella alabastrina, 838 nucleotides. Its product is annotated as emp24/gp25L/p24 family/GOLD-domain-containing protein. Lineage: Eukaryota; Fungi; Kickxellomycota; Kickxellomycetes; Kickxellales; Kickxellaceae. The transcript has 2 exons. Gene Ontology annotation, biological process: endoplasmic reticulum to Golgi vesicle-mediated transport; protein retention in ER lumen; intracellular protein transport. Gene Ontology annotation, cellular component: endoplasmic reticulum-Golgi intermediate compartment; Golgi apparatus; COPII-coated ER to Golgi transport vesicle. The record is from RefSeq and is a predicted model, not a curated record. The coding region runs from base 135 to 743 and encodes 202 amino acids.